This is a messenger RNA of Ananas comosus (pineapple), 2709 nucleotides long. RefSeq lists its product as uncharacterized. The transcript has 2 exons. NCBI's taxonomy places the organism in Eukaryota, Viridiplantae, Streptophyta, Magnoliopsida, Poales, Bromeliaceae. The record is from RefSeq and is a predicted model, not a curated record. The coding region runs from base 320 to 2443 and encodes 707 amino acids.
AUUUAAUACCCAAUUUAACUGAUAGAAAUAUAAAAAUAAAUAAAAUAAUUAGUUAUUAAGGCGAAAUUAACCCUUAAAAAUAAGCCUAUUUUUAAAUGCGGCCGUUGUUGUAGGAGCACCUCACUGGCUCCUUAUGAAUUGUAUAUACAUAUACGCCAUAUGCAGCGACGCACCAUAGAUAAAGACUCUCGAGCAGAAGAAAAUUUUGAAGUCGUAUGUAAACAGCAAGAGACAGAUCACACUCCCGCAGUACUUAGCGGCUGCGGCGGCGACGGUGUAGGCGAGAUCUUCACCUUUAUCACCUCCCCACCACUCCGCCAUGAGAGUUCCCACCACCGCCGCCAAGCCCCUCUUCAGCCCCGGCCGCGGCCGCCGCCGUGACCUCCCGCCGGCGGCGGUGGCGGCGCCGCCGUCGCUCUCCGCCUCGCACAGCCGCCGCCUCCGCGGCAGCGGCAGCCUCAAGGGGGCGCACUCCCCGAUGUUCGCCGCCGUCGUCGCCGCCGGCGCGCCCGGGGGGCGGCGGCGCGGCUACGCCUUCGAGGCCGUGGAGCCCUCGUCCCCGAAGGUCACCUGCAUCGGCCAAGUCCGCGUGAAGAGCAAGAAGAAGAAGAGCAAGAAGGCGACGCUGCGGUCGAGAUCGAAGAGGGCGAUCGGAGGUGAGGUGAGCUUGCGAAGAACGGAGGAGGAGGAGGAGGAGGAGGAGGAGGAGGAGUAUUACUGUAAGAAUCAGGGGUGGGCGUGUCAGAUUCCGGCGAGCAUAUGCGAGGCGCUGAGGGGUGCGGUGUCGGAGCUCAACUGCUUCUUCCUCCCCUGCGUGGGGAGAUCGAAGCCGAUCGGGGAGGAGGAGGCGAAGCGGAGGCGGUCGAGCGCGUGGCCGUGCGGGGCGGCGCUGGCGAGGUGGGUAAUGGCGGUGGAGGCGAGCGAGGGGAGGGAGAGGGGAUUGGGAGGAGGAGAGGUUGUGGAGGUGGUAGUGGAGGAGGAGGCGGAAACUGGGAGAGGAGCACCGGUGCGUGAGGCGAAAGCAGAGGCGGUGGAAACGGAGGAGAAGGGGAGGGUGAGUGUGUGUGUUCCGCCGAGGAAUGCUCUGUUGCUGAUGAGGUGUAGAUCGGAUCCGGUGAGGAUCGCGGCAUUGGAGAGCAAGUUUUGGGGAUCGCCGGCGACGAAGGGUCAAGUGGAUGUUGACACUGAGGAUGAUGAUUCUGAGGAUGAUGAUGAUGAUGAUGAUGAUGAUGAUGAAGAGAAGGAGCAGGAAUAUGAUAAUGUGGAUGGAGAAGAUACGAACCAAGAGGAUGGGAGUAUUGAAGCUGCGAAAGGCCAUAAAGGAGUGGUUUUGGGCACAAGAGAUGGUGAAUUGGGAAAACCAGUAGAAGGAGAUCAGCCAACAGUGGAGGUGGAGGGAGCACAAAGAGGAGGUAAAGAAGCAAAUGAGGAGGAAGCAGUAAAGAUCCAGCUGCAGGGAGAAGCAGAAGCAGAGAUGGAGCUCAAAGGUGAUGAAGAAGGAGGAGGAGAAGAUGAAGAGGUCAAAGCCGAGGGUGAAAGAAAAUCUAGCCUGCCUGUACAGUGGCAGAGGUGCGACUCUUCGUCCCAAGAGGAGAAGAGGCGGCGGCGGCACAGCAUUUCCUCUGAGAGAGAGGCGAGGCGGGGGAGCUUGUCCAAUGAAGAGGAACGAAGAAGAGCUAGCUUUUCCGUAGAUUGCGAAGCACGGCGGUGGUGGAGUUUCUCCAUAGAUCAGAAAGAAGAUCUGAUAUCUGAGUUAAAUGCUUCAGCAGGAUUAGAGUUAGAGAAGGAGAAAGAAUGCUCUUCAGAGCCAGAACUGGCUAAAGAGAACAUACAAGGACAAGCCCAUGAAGCCGCAAACGAAGGAACGGAAGCAACGAGUAAAGUAGACGAAGCUCAAGAAGCGAAAAUAGAGGAUGAAUUGAAGGAAGAGGAAGAGGAAGAGGAGAGGGAUAAAUGCGGCGGAGACAGAUUGCCUGAUUGCCUUCUAUUGAUGAUGUACGAGCCGAAGCUAUCGAUGGAGGUCUCGAAGGAGACAUGGGUCUCUAGCAACCACUUCCUCCACUGGCACCCUCACUACCGUCCCCGCCACCCCUCGGAUGAUGUUGGAGCCAACGGAGCAGAAGCAAAGACCAAUAAGGAAUGCAAGACGUGUGUUGGUAGUGACGAUGAAGACUGUGGCAAUAAGGAAACGAUCGAACCUGUGAAUCGGGCAUCACCGCCACCUCCGCCGCCGCCGCCGCCGCCGCCGCCGCCGCCGCCUGCAGCGCGCACCUCACAAGUUGUUGAGCAGAAGCUGAAGCCAGCGGUGCAAACGCUGUAUCAACCGUUCGUGCUGACGCGGUGCAAAUCAGAGCCAAUGCGGUCGGCAGCAAGGCUGGCGCCUGAUGUGUGCUUCUGGAAGGACCGGUACCGGCCCAUCGGCGCAGCAGGGAUCGGCUUCUAAUCUGCGCUGGUUUAGCUGCUUUUUAGGUUCAAUGAGAAUAAGAUGCUAACACUUGAUUCAGCUCAUUUCUGUUGUGACACUCUGAUUUGUAGGCUAACAGAGGCAACUACCUGUUUGUUUCUUGGUGUAUUACUUAGAGCAGAGCGUUGAUGUAUUAUUCUUGUAAGAUAUUUUCUUCUCUGGGAAUUCAUGAUUGGUGUGAUCUUUAUGUAGUGAAAGUUAUGCUACAGCGUAGAAAAAGAAUGAUUAUAUCAUCAUAAAAUUCA